AUGUCGCCCGACGCUUCCUCCACACAGCAGUCCGGCUCCGGCUCGGCCAAGUUGUCCUCGCAAGACUGCAUCGAACUCGAGCAGAACUUUGCCGCCCACAAGUGAGUGCGCGCGCACAAUAUGAUUGUCUAUUGUAGAGGUCCACUGUCGGUACAGGAGGCUGCUUUACACGUCUUUCGAGCGAGCCGAGCUCGAGCUUCGUCGACGGGACACACAUCACCACGGGAAUCACGUUCGGAAAGUUUAGGGGACAUGCAUCAUCAUCAGUCGCCGCGAGAUGCGUAAUAUCGAGAGUAGUCCUGCAUGGCAUUGUGCAGGUCAUUCUGCGGUACCGAUCUCGGCCCGCGGCCGCACGACACGACACGCUCGGACCGCGUUGGCCCCCCUGAAUCCUGACCCGUGGCCGUGCCCUUCCGAGACCCGUCUCGCUAACCACGGACCGUGCACCUCAUUACUCCCACAGCUACCACCCUCUUCCCAUUGUCUUUGAGAAGGCUGCCGGUGCCCAUGUAUGGGAUCCCGAGGUAAAUCGCAUAUCUGACAGGUCUCCUCGUUCGGUCCGAGCUAAACCCCUCGGCUCGAAAUGACCAUAGGGAAACAAGUACAUCGACUGCCUAAGUGCUUACAGUGCCGUCAACCAAGGUCCGUCACAUCUUUGCACAUGCUACGGGGUGUCCUUCGUGUUCGGCAAGCUGACCCGCGCAUUCAUUGAUUUUGCGCCGGCCAGGUCACUGCCACCCUUACAUCGUCAACGCCUUGACGACCCAGGCUCAAAAACUGACCCUCUCGUCGCGAGCAUUCCACACGAGUUCGUUGGGACCUUUUAGCAAGAAGCUUUGGUGAGUAAAUGACCCCGUAUACGUAUUGCCUACCAUGCUGACCUUGAUGGUGCAAUUGCAGCUCGUUGACCGGCUUCGAGAUGGCUUUGAUGAUGAACACGGGUGCCGAAGCCGUGGAGACCGCGAUCAAGCUCGCCAGGAAGUGGGCCUACAAGGUCGGUACAUGCACAGUGACGCAUUUCUUUCAAUCGAUGCUGACACUGUUGGCGACCGACAGGUCAAGGGUGUCGAGGACGGCAAGGCCAUCGUGCUUAGUGCCGAGGAGAACUUCCAUGGUCGAACGUGAGUUUUCGUCUAGAUAGCACAGCUUGCAUGGGAUAGAUCUGACCCAAUCGUGAUCUCUCUCCCCACUUUCAGUAUUGCCAUCGUCUCCAUGUCCACCGACCCCGAGUCGCGCCGCGAGUUUGGCCCCUUUACGCCCAACCUCGGCCCUCGAUGCCCCGUCGCCAAAGGUGACGCUGGACGAUUGCCUUACAACGAUGUUGCCGCUUUGGAACGCGCCCUCAAUGCUCAUGGCAAGGACGUCGCCGCCUUCAUCGUCGAGCCCAUCCAGGGAGAGGCUGGUAUCGUUGUUCCCGAGGAGGACUACCUUGAAAAGGUCCAGGCCUUGUGCAAGAAGCACAACGUCCUGUUGAUCUGCGACGAAGUGCAAACCGUGAGUCUCAUAACAGUCGGCUUAAAUACAAGGCUUGUCGCUGAUUUCUGGGUCCACGGCAUAGGGUCUCGCACGAACAGGCAAACUCCUCUGCCACCAACACAACCCAAAGGUCAAGCCCGACAUGGUCUUGCUCGGCAAGGCCCUUUCGGGUGGUGUGUACCCCGUCUCGGCGGUGAUCUCGACCAAGGAGGUGAUGCUGCAGAUCCUCCCCGGUGAACACGGUUCGACCUACGGUGGAAACCCUCUUGCAUGUGCCGUCGCCUCGGCCGCGCUCGAUGUGCUCGUCAACGAACAGCUCUCGGAGCGUGCCGAACGCUUGGGCCAGAGGAUGCGCAAAGGGCUCGAAGCGUUGAAGUCCGUCGGCCCCGAUGGAGGGUGGAUCACGACCGUACGAGGCAAAGGUCUUCUCAAUGCCAUCGUCAUCGACCAGACCAAGAGCACCAAGGGUCGCGGCGCAUGGGAUCUGUGCUUGCUCUUCAAGAGCAAGGGUCUGUUAGCCAAGCCGACGCAUGUCAAUAUGUAAGUCACCGCACAAUGUGGAGUUGGAACAAGGUCUCGAAGCUGACCGCGUGAUCUUACUUGGUAGUAUUCGCCUGGCACCCCCAUUGGUGAUCGAGGAGGAGGAUCUCGAGAGGACGUUGCAGAUCAUCAAGGAAUCGCUCGAGGAGCUCGAUACGGUACACCUUGCGUCACUCUUCCGCCAAGGAAGGUGGAUGUCACUUCGAACUAACUCCUCUUCGCUCUCUUGUGUGGUCCACAGAUCGAAUCAAUCCCAGGUGCCGAGGAGUCUCAUCAUUAG
Microbotryum saponariae is the source of this 2296-nucleotide messenger RNA. The record is from the annotation of a GenBank genome assembly. Lineage: Eukaryota; Fungi; Basidiomycota; Microbotryomycetes; Microbotryales; Microbotryaceae.